Plasmodium malariae is the source of this 1797-nucleotide messenger RNA. RefSeq names its product tRNA N6-adenosine threonylcarbamoyltransferase, putative (gene KAE1). Gene Ontology annotation, cellular component: EKC/KEOPS complex; cytoplasm. The transcript has a single exon. The record is from RefSeq and is a predicted model, not a curated record. Lineage: Eukaryota; Apicomplexa; Aconoidasida; Haemosporida; Plasmodiidae. Bases 1 to 1797 code for a protein of 598 amino acids. Gene Ontology annotation, biological process: tRNA threonylcarbamoyladenosine modification.
AUGGCGAUAGAGAAAGAAAAAGGAGUACAGCAGAAGAGAUGCAAACAGUAUGUGUUAGGAAUAGAAGGAAGUGCCAAUAAAUUAGGUGUAAGCAUAAUAAAUGAAGAAAACAAAAUUUUAGUAAAUAUGAGAAGAACAUAUAUAUCUGAGAUAGGAUGUGGAUUUAUACCUAGAGAAAUUAAUGCACAUCACAAAUACUAUAUAAUAGAUAUGAUAAAAAAUUGUUUAAAUAAAUUAAGUAUAAAUAUAAGGGAUAUAUCAUUAAUAUGUUAUACAAGAGGACCAGGUAUAGGAUCAGCACUAUAUAUAGCUUACAAUAUAUGUAAAAUUUUUUCCCUACUUUUUAAUAUACCAGUAAUAGGGGUAAAUCAUUGUAUUGCUCAUAUUGAAAUGGGUAUAUAUAUAACGAAGCUAUACCAUCCUAUUAUUCUUUAUGUAAGUGGUGGGAAUACACAAAUAAUAUAUUAUAAUAAUUAUAAAAAAAGAUAUGAAAUUAUUGGUGAGACUUUAGAUAUUGCCAUAGGAAAUGUUAUUGACAGGUCAGCUAGAAUUCUUAAAAUAUCCAACUCACCUUCACCUGGUUAUAAUGUUGAACUUUUAGCUAGACAAAAAUAUUUACUUAACAUUAAGAAAAAGCAAACGAUUAAUAAUAAUGCAAAAGAGAUAAACGGGUAUCAUACAAAACAUAAUGACCAUAGUCAUGAUGAAUUUGCUUCUCAUUCAGGUAAGGAAAACACGGGAGAUAGCAAAUGGGACGAUGACAUAAGCAUUCUUACGGAUGUUCAACAUGUGCAAAAUAAUCAGUCGAAUGUACCAAAUGAGCUCAGAAAAAAAAAAAAAAAAAAAAAAAAAAAUUAUGAUGAUACGUGUGAUUUCACUGAACUGCUAUUCUUUCCUUAUACGAUAAAAGGUAUGGACAUAUCCUUUAGUGGAUAUGACUUUUAUAUUAGUAAGUACUUUGCAAAAUAUAUCACUAAUAAAAAGGCCCACAAAAAGGAAAGAGGCGGGAUGAAAAAUAGAGCAGGGGGAACAGAUAAAUUAAACCAAAAUGUUAAGAAGAAGGCCAAAAGCGAGAAUAAUGCAUUAGGUGGAGAAGACACACAAACCAGCGAUGAGCAUCAAUCGGAGGAUAUGAAAAAUGUAACUGAAUUACACGAAUGUAAAGAAUCUGAUAAACGAGGAAAUAUAGAAAAGGGUAGAGGAGCGAAUGACCUCUCAGAGGAUGCCCAUAAAUGCUUGCAUUAUAAUUCAAGCCUCCAUUCUGGAAUGAAAGGAAACUCGUAUUAUGAAGAUAACAUUAUAUAUAAAAGCAAAAAUAAAAAAAAUUAUGGAGGUAACGAUGAUGGUGAUACGUACGUAACGGAUGACUGUUCUAUAGAGACUGAUAGCGAUUUCUACGAAAAAGAUUUAAAAGAAGCGGAAAAAGAAGUAAUAAAUUUAACUGAUGAGGAAAAAAGAAAAAUUCAAAUAUGCUACAGUUUACAACAUCAUAUAUUUAGCAUGCUCAUUGAAAUUACUGAACGAGCUAUUUCGUUCACCAAUAGUAAAGAGGUUAUAAUUGUCGGAGGAGUUGGAUGUAAUUUGUUUCUCCAAAAUAUGAUGAAAAAAAUGGCAAAACAGAAAAAUAUUAAAAUUGGAUUUAUGGAUCAUAGCUAUUGUGUUGACAAUGGGGCUAUGAUUGCAUAUACGGGUUAUCUAGAAUAUUUACACGCGAAAGAUAAAACUGUCUACAAUUUUGAAAAUAUAAGUAUUCAUCAAAGGUAUAGAACGGACGACGUUUUAGUAACGUGGAGAUAG